AGAGCCGGGCGGGGGCUCACCUGCGUCCUUCCUUCGCUGGCUCCGGCUGCUCUUCUGGGCGGACGGAGAAGGAGACUGGAGUGAAGGAGGGCGGCCAUGGCAGCAGCAGCAGCAGAGGGCCGGCUCUGGCUCUGGCUCUUCCUGGGCUCAGGACUGGUGUCCUCCAUCUUGGGUCAGACCACCGUCGUCGAAACCCCCGAGAACCAGCCGGUCAACUUGCCUUGCAAAGCCUUGGCGUCGCAGGGGACCCCGAAACGCCAGGAGUGGAAGUUCCAGAGAGAUGGCACCACGGUGUUGUUCUAUCAUGACAACCAAUUCACUGACGGCUACAAAGACCGGGCUGUUUUCUACCCAAAUGAGAUCUACCUGAAGUCAGCGACGCGCAAAGAUUCGGGCUUGUAUACCUGUGAGGUGCUUGGCAACUCCUUCUCUCAGUCGCAGGUGGAGCUCAUCGUCCAAGUCCCACCAUCCAAGCCCAAGGCCCAUGUGCCGUCCGUAGUGACCAUUGGCACCAAGGCUGUCCUCACCUGCGUGGAGACCGAUGCCAACCCUCGCCCGACCUUCAAGUGGUUCAGAGACAACGUCCAGAUGCCCACAGACCCCAAAACCAGCACCUUGUUCAAGAACUCUUCCUACUCCCUGGACGACAAAACCGGGGUGUUGACUUUCGAACCCGCGACUGCCUUCGAUGCCGGGGAUUACUACUGCGAGGCAGAGAACAAAGUAGGGCUGCCCCAGAAGUCCGAUGCAGUGCUCAUGGAGACCAGCGAAGUCAACGUUGGGGGCAUCGUGGCGGCCGUGGUGGUCCUUCUCAUCGUCUUGGGGCUGGUCAUCUUUGGCGUCUGGUUUGCCUACAGCCGGGGAUACUUCAGCAAAAGAAGAGACACCUCCAAUAAGAAAGUCAUUUACAGCCAGCCUUCCAACCGGAGCGACGGCGAAUUUAAGCAGACGUCGUCUUUCCUGGUCUGAGUGAUGCCCUGCUCCUGCUUUGGGACCUGUAUUCGAACCCGACUCUUCCUUCCUCCAAAGCGGUUGUAAAUGUUCUUUGUGGAUCUUUUGUAAUUAAGUGUGAUUUUAAAGCUGCAAUUUGUUGUUUUUUUAAAACGAGAUUUUAGUGUAAAUGUUAUUUUUAUGUAUUAUUGGUUCAGAGCAAAUGCCUUAAAACCCUGCCUCUCCCAGGUUCGGUCCCAUAAAGGGCCGGACCAUUUUGGCUGCUAUCAUCACUCAACGUUUGGCUCCUGUUCCCAAACUUUGGAUCCUGUGGCCUUGUGAGAUGUCGACGGCGCCUUCAGCAAAAUGGGGACGGGUUGUUGUUGUGAAACCCCUACACAACCUGCUUCUGCAAUGGGGUGCAGUUGUGUUACCGACUUACAUUUUCCCCCAAACAAGAAGGGAACUGGUUUGCAAUUCAGAAGCUGGAAACAGAGGGAUAAAGCAUGUCCAUCCGGCUUCUUUUUAAAAGGUACAUUUACAAUUGGUCUUCCAGCUCAUGCACUAUGCAUUUUAUUCUCUAAUGGGCCAAAAUUGCAUGAUGCAACAUGGAUGUUUUGCAGUCCCUUCCGAAACCCAUGGGCAUCAAUGCGCCUGUGUCUUGGAUUUUGGCAUGUUUUGGACUCCAGGGUAGAAAAGCUUUUGCCCUCCAGAUGUUUAGCCCACAACGUCUGUCAUUCCCCAAAUAUCUGGAGGGCCCCCAAUCCCUGAACCCAGCCCCAAAGCUCUCAUUGUGUCCCCACUUGUCUUAAACCCGACCUCAUUACCUUGUGUGACUUUAUAAAUAUGCUGCAUUGUUGUCGUUUGUAAUUUUAUAUGCCGGACACAGGACGAGAAAUAAAAGUUUGUGUCUCUUUCA
This is a messenger RNA of Sceloporus undulatus (fence lizard), 1849 nucleotides long. RefSeq names its product F11 receptor (gene F11R). Lineage: Eukaryota; Metazoa; Chordata; Lepidosauria; Squamata; Phrynosomatidae. The coding region runs from base 97 to 969 and encodes 290 amino acids. The record is from RefSeq and is a predicted model, not a curated record. Gene Ontology annotation, biological process: establishment of endothelial intestinal barrier; intestinal absorption; cell adhesion. The transcript is spliced from 10 exons. Gene Ontology annotation, cellular component: bicellular tight junction.